AGGGUGUUUCUGUGUAGCUCUGGCUGGCCUGGAUCUCAAGAGACCCGCCUGCCUCCGCCUCCCGUGUGCUGGGAUUAAAGGCCUGCGGCACCGGGCUGCUUUAUUAUUAUAAGAUCAUAUUACAACAUCACAGACACGUUUCCUAAAAAGAUAAAUAAACAAAAAGGCAGCGUCGCCCGUGUGAGGUGCAGUCCCCGAUGCACGGACUCACUUCCACAAGGAAACGGCGACCGACCGGAGCGGACGAGCGAACCCCGCGGGAGCACCCCGCGGCACUUCCGGCUCCUGCCGCCCUGCCCAGCCUAGGUUGGGCCGCGCACGCCUAGCGGCCCUGGUGCGGUGUGAGCAUGCGCACUCCCCCCGGUAGGCUCUGGAAGACACGAGCGACCCGGAAGACUUUCCUGCCACACUCCAGAGCCGGUGUGAGGGGCGUCGAUGGCGGAGGGUGCGAAGGCGGCAGCUGAGAGCGGUGGUGGCGGCGACUCCGGAGCAGGCGCAUGCGAACGCGGGGUGGCGCCCAUUAAACCUCAGUACCGAACCACCAAGGAACGGUUCCAUGAAUACCUGGAUGCAGACAAGGGGGAGGGUGUAUGCCAGGAAACGCCCGCAGGAGAUGGCAAUGAAGACACAGCCGAGCCAGAGGCCAAGAGGAGCCGUCUGGAAGAUGCGCAGGAGAACGGGAAGACGGAGGUGGCAGUUGAAUCCUCUGAACAGAGGCAGGUGCCCAAGAGGGCCCGUGGCCAAAACAAAAGCCGGCCCCACGUGAAGCCAGCGCACUAUGACAAGGAGAGGCUAUGCCCGUCCCUUCUCCAGGAGCUGGCGACUCCGUGCGCGUUUGGAGACCGCUGCCGUUUCCUGCAUGAUGUGGAGCGCUACCUGGAGACCAAACCAGCAGACCUGGGCCCGCGCUGCGUGCUCUUUGACACCUUUGGCCGCUGCCCUUACAGCGUCACCUGUCGCUUUGCCGGGGCGCACCUGGGGCCGGGCGCUCAGAACCUGGUGUCAGAGGAGGUGGCGGCCCGCUGUGCGCACCUCCCCUCUGUGCGCAAUGGCCUGGACAGGGCCCUGCAGCAGCAGCUGCGGAAGCGCCAGGUGCGCUUUGAGCGAGCUGAGCAGGCCCUGCGCAACCUCACGCAGAGCCCCGUGCCUGCGGCCAUUCCUGAGACCACCGUGGCCACGGUGACCCCAGAGCAGAACAGCUGCCACGCCCAGCCAGACCCCGUAGGAGGGGCUGGCACCCCACAUGGCAGCCCUGUGCCCACCUGUGGCCCCCUGACAGACGAGGAUGUCGUCCGGCUACGUCCCUGCGAAAAGAAGCGGCUGGACAUCAGAGGGAAGCUGUACCUGGCUCCGCUCACCACGUGUGGGAACCUGCCCUUCCGCCGCAUCUGCAAGCGCUUUGGUGCAGAUGUCACCUGUGGCGAGAUGGCCGUGUGCACCAACCUGCUCCAGGGACAGAUGUCCGAGUGGGCCUUGCUCAAGCGCCACCCGUGCGAGGACAUCUUUGGGGUGCAGCUGGAAGGCGCCUUCCCCGACACCAUGACCAAAUGCGCGGAGCUCCUGAAUCGCACCAUUGACGUAGACUUUGUGGACAUCAACGUGGGCUGCCCCAUUGAUCUUGUCUACAAGAAGGGUGGCGGCUGCGCCCUCAUGAACCGCUCAGCCAAGUUCCAGCAGAUUGUGCGAGGUGUGAAUGAGGUGCUGGACGUGCCGCUGACUGUUAAGAUGCGCACCGGUGUCCAGGAGCGCGUGAGCCUGGCGCACCGCCUGCUGCCCGAGUUACGGGACUGGGGCGUCGCACUGGUCACGGUGGGUGUCGGCGCCCCUGUGGCCCUCCUGGUCUUUUGUUUUCUGUCUCCUUUGGCUCCGUGCUGUCUCCCUGGGCUCCCUCCUGCCCUUCACCUCGGGGCCCCGAGGCCUGUUCCCCUCGAGCUUACCUCCUCAUUGCUUCGUCCCGCCUCACAGCUUCAUGGCCGCUCCCGAGAACAGCGCUACACCAGGCUGGCCGACUGGCCCUACAUAGAGCACUGUGCCAAGGUGGCCAGCCCCAUGCCCCUGUUCGGAAACGGGGACAUCCUUUCAUUUGAGGACGCCAACUCUGCCAUGCAGACAGGCGUGGCAGGGAUCAUGGUUGCCCGUGGUGCCUUGCUCAAGCCCUGGCUGUUCACGGAGAUCAAGGAGCAGAGGCACUGGGACAUCUCGUCCUCCGAGCGCCUGGACAUCCUCAGGGACUUCACACACUAUGGCCUGGAGCACUGGGGCUCUGACACGCAGGGCGUGGAGCGGACCCGGCGCUUCCUUCUGGAGUGGCUGUCCUUCCUUUGCAGGUAUGUCCCUGUGGGCCUGCUCGAGCGACUCCCGCAGAGGAUCAACGAGAGGCCGCCCUACUACCUAGGCCGGGACCACCUGGAGACGCUCAUGGCCAGCCAGCAGGCUGCAGACUGGAUUCGCAUCAGUGAGAUGCUGCUUGGACCAGUUCCCCCUGGCUUUGUCUUCCUGCCCAAGCACAAAGCCAACGCCUACAAGUAGCCAACGGAGACAAUAAAUUUUAUUCUUCUACAA
Messenger RNA from Meriones unguiculatus (Mongolian gerbil), 2562 nucleotides. It is a transcript of the gene Dus3l, whose product is annotated as dihydrouridine synthase 3 like. The coding region runs from base 436 to 2529 and encodes 697 amino acids. Gene Ontology annotation, biological process: tRNA processing. The transcript is spliced from 12 exons. Lineage: Eukaryota; Metazoa; Chordata; Mammalia; Rodentia; Muridae. The record is from RefSeq and is a predicted model, not a curated record. Gene Ontology annotation, molecular function: tRNA dihydrouridine synthase activity; metal ion binding; flavin adenine dinucleotide binding.